AUGUGGGUCAAAAGCUUACGUCAAUGGCGAACGGCUAGGGGCUUUGCAUCUGUGCCUGGCCCCAGGCCGCCGGCUGCACCCAAGGCAAAGAAGGCAUCGAGAUUUGGGAGGCCACCCACCCGGCCUCCAAUAGUCCACCCGAGUCAAGCACCAAUCCCUGCGGCUUGGAUCGAGAAACCCACGCCCGUUAAACUGGCAAUCAAGGUUCCGGUGGCCGUCAAGCCGCCGGAGCCCCUUAGGCUUAUCCCAUCCAAGGAAGAUAUCAUGAAGUCCAUGAAAAUCGUAGAGGUCAAGAGAAAGGCCAUCAAGAAAAAGCGAGCUCGAAGAAUAGCAGCUUACCAAGCCCAAAAGGCUGUGUAUAACGUCAACUCUUGGUCUACUGUUUAUGAGUACUUUCGGCAAAAUAGGAUCCGAAACAGAAUCCAACAAUCAUUGCGCCAACUCAGUCUUUCCCGAUUCAACCCUCCAAAACCGCGGGAAAAAAAACCCAAAGAAAAACGGGUUCGACCUGUGGGAAGUUUAAUCGGCGAUGGCGAUAUGCCUGAUAGCGGUGAGAUCUCCGAGGAAACGAAGCUCCGGCGGAAAGUCUGGCUCUGGAAAGACAUCCCCGGCGCAACCCCUGAUGCAAACCAGGCAAAGGGCUCGUCUAAGCCAUUCCGGUCCAUAUACUUUGAAAGUCUUCGCCCGGCAUCGAUGAUGGUCAGAAACACUGGCAAGUAUGACGUUGUCAGUAGUUACAACUAUUGUGACCCAACUAAUGAGAAAGCUUUCACGAUACGAGUGCCUGGUUGUGCUCCAAUAUACCAUGAAGUCCCUAUGCCACUCAAUGUUGCCCUUGAUCAGGGAGAUACAGGGCAGCCCGUAAUUGUAGGUACGGAAGGAGCCACAAAGUUCUUUGAAAGAUUAUUUCUCGCUGCCCAGGUUCUGAAACAAGGCACCACCUUCGAUGAUGUGGACAUAGUCGCGACUCGAAGCGUCCUUCUCCAGUUGCUCUCUUACUGCCAGGGUCAUCUACUAAAGUCCACUCGCUUUAAUCUUCAAAUGGUAAACGGCACACUUUUCAUUUUGCGCCCACAACGCGACACACGGGCUGUCAUAAAAACGUCAAGCUACGGGCUGAAUUUUGAAAAAGCCGUAACGAAGCUGCCGCCUGAGCUCGAGGACACUGAUGGCCAUGUGCGCGCUUUGCGGUACCGGCUCGGAAACCUGAACUGCGUUGUGCAGAACCAGGUCGAUGCCGCAUACGGUGUUGACAUGUAUGAUGUUCCUAGGGCAACUUAUAAGGAAGUCGUCAAAAUGCCAGACUUGGUUGUGGAAACUGCUGGCGAGGGUUGCAAGACGCUGCCGCCUUCUACCGCUGCGGAAAUCAAGACGAAGAGAGCGAAAGAUAAAUACGGGAAAGUAGAGUCGGAUGAAGUAAUUUCGCAAACCUGGUUCGGCCGAGCACACCAUCUCAUCAUUGCCAGACACGAGCGUGGUAGAUUCACUCAGCCACGCUGGUUUGACGCGAUGAAGGAGGGCGCGGAAUGGGAGCUGGAAAACCAAACUGCUCUCCGAAAGCUAGUGACGCUACUCAAGGAGUGCCGGACAGCAGUCCUGAGGAACAACGGCAGAAACUGUGCCGCAGUGGUGGGAUACGCUGCGAGAAAGCUUGACGUCUACGACACGACAGAGCAGAGCAAGCCAUUGUCGGAUGGGUUGAUUCAAAAGUCAUGGAUGGGCUCUCCCGAGAGCAGAAAGCAGAUAAAACGCCGGGAGAGAAAAGUGGCGGUUAAAUCAGAAGCAGCAGCAGCAGCGAAACAGGAAGAAUCGACGGCUGAUCUGAAGAGGCCAUUGGAGAAGAAGAGGCCGGCUAUCCUGAGGAAGAAAAGGUCGAGAGCACGCGGAAACAGGAGAUCAAGUCGGUUGAGGGCGUCGAAGCCCAAACAGGUCGAGACAUCGACAGAGCCCAAGGGCGACAAGCCAAAAGCCGUCCAAGGAAAAGUGUCAAGCGCUCCAGGAGACAAUAAGAGUACUCAAACUCUGACGAAUCAUGGGCAACAACCGGUAGUUUCCAACGAGGCGGAGUUGACCCGCAAAAAAGAGAGUUCGAAGACUCGUGCAGGCAAACAGGAAACGGCUAAAACAGACGGGAAAACAGCCUCUCAGACAGGCAAGGAUUCAGCACAGCUUUCAGACACAAAAGCCAUGACAAGCAAGAAAGAGUCGAACGGGAAGCAACAGGAUAAGACAACGGACAAGAAGCCACUCAGCGGCAAGGACAAGAACUGGGUGAAUCAGACGAACAAAGAAUCAGAAUCUCGGAAAUCUAAAGAUCAGACACGCGAACAUGGGGCGUCCACGGUUCUGCAAAAGACGAAACCAAGCACUCACAAGGAGGGAUCAUCAAAUACUCCCAAGACGCGAGGACCUACUAGCUUUCCCAAAGAUGGAGCAAAGGGAGAUUCUCAGAAAACAGGACAAACAGUUCGCUUUGUUGGAGGACCGUCGAAUGAGAGACAGAUUCAGAACCAAGAACGCCAUAGAAAGCAGAAGACCAAGAUGGAGACGGAGAAACAGUCAAAGGAAGCCGAAACAAGCGCCGCCCCCAAGACCAAUUCGAGUUGGGGAUACAACGCUUCCAACAUUCCACAGCUUACUCCCAAACGUUAA
Colletotrichum truncatum is the source of this 2652-nucleotide messenger RNA. Its product is annotated as geranylgeranyl pyrophosphate synthetase. NCBI's taxonomy places the organism in Eukaryota, Fungi, Ascomycota, Sordariomycetes, Glomerellales, Glomerellaceae. The record is from RefSeq and is a predicted model, not a curated record.